Messenger RNA from Chroicocephalus ridibundus (black-headed gull), 5977 nucleotides. It is a transcript of the gene TPST2, whose product is annotated as tyrosylprotein sulfotransferase 2. Gene Ontology annotation, cellular component: Golgi apparatus. Gene Ontology annotation, biological process: peptidyl-tyrosine sulfation. Bases 4137 to 5435 code for a protein of 432 amino acids. NCBI's taxonomy places the organism in Eukaryota, Metazoa, Chordata, Aves, Charadriiformes, Laridae. The record is from RefSeq and is a predicted model, not a curated record. The transcript has 10 exons. Gene Ontology annotation, molecular function: protein-tyrosine sulfotransferase activity.
CAGAGCAGCACAUCUCGGAAGGAGCCAAUUCCAUUCCUUCCAUACACGGUUUCACGGGAAGAGCUUCUCCCGCAGCGGGGCUUGGUGGGAGGUGGUUGCACGUCCUCGCUGGGGGCUGCGCGGGCAGAGAUGGCUUUUGUGUCGUAUCGAGUGGGAGGCCACGUAUUCGCACGUUGCUGAAGUUGGUGCUGGGCAGCACUCUGUGCCCUUCCCAAAAUUACUGGCUUUGUGAAAAUGCCAAACACUCGCCCUCGUGGCAGCCAAAAUGCCGAGCCCCGGCCCCGGUGCCGGUCUGUGCAGGGAGAUGGGGCAUCGCUACCGAAGCGUGGCUGGCCGUGGCGUUUCCUCCUGGCCCGGCAGCCCUUCUGUCCACGUUACCCUCUCCUCAGCCAGCGCCAUCAGCUCUGGGGACGGCCUGGUGUUGCUGCAUGGGGAAAUAAAAUAUUUUGAUUUUGCUUCUUAAGCAAAUUUGAGGUUUUGGGGUUUCUCUUGCAGAAACAACCUUUUAUUUGCAAAUCCUGAUCUUUGUGCCUGCAAGAAUGGAGCUUGUUGAGACUUACGGUUUGGCAUGUGGAUUUGGAAAAUAUUUUUUUUGAAGAUACUUAGUAUUUUUUCUAGCAGUUCCUCUGCCUUCUUUUUCUCCCUGUGUUUUAUGGCAGGCUCCGACCACCCACAUCCACGCGGGGAACCUUGGUUCAGUUUUGGGAGGGAAGCGUCGUGUUUGCACCGAGCGCGGUGAAUUAACGCGGAGGCUGCAAACUCUGGCUCCCCUCGCCCUGCGGCGUUCCGUGUGCCCCUCUCCCGGUUCUCCGGGACCUAUCCUGGGACAGGGGUGGGAGUUCGAGGGAUGCUGGUCGGAGGAGCGGGGGAGCAGCUCCGUGCUUCCCAAGACCCCCCUCGUCCAGCUCUGCGGGGGGAGCAGGACGACAGGCCCAUGGGUCAGGGCGCAAGGGGAGCGAGCGUGGGAGUGCGUUUGUCUGUCUGUCACCGUUCGUGCAGCGGCACCCGCGCUGGCUUUGCCUUUGCCCCCGGGAGGCAGCGACUGCGGAGUAAUUAAGAAAAGGUAAAGCUCGGUGAGUUGGAGCUGCGGAUUGAUUAAAAGUCAGAAGCGCCCCUCCAAAGUGCAGAGCUCCUGGCCCGUUGCGGCGUAAGUGCUUCCAAAGUGAAGACUGAGCCGAUCUGGCAGGCUCCGUCUGUCACUGGGGGGUCACAGACACCCCUCCUGCUGUGGCACCCGUCCCUUGCAGCCCACGGGGUGGCGGGGGGGGUCUCCCUUCUCCGCCUGUACCCCCUCACUCGGCUCAGUCCUUCCAGCGGCAGCUGUACCUCCCGACCCUGCUCCUCGAGCCAAGGGGGGGACGUGGCGAGCCCCUCUCCUCCUGGCUUUGCCGGAGCUUUGCUGGGGUGCGGUGACUUGUGCCAGGUCGCUGGGGUGGGUGCCUCCAUCACCGCCUUCUGGCAGCGGCUUUCACUUCGGGCGUUUCAUAAUUAAUAAGCCACUUUGAGACAAAGGCCGUUGUCUUACGGAGAGGUUGGCAGAGGUGGAUAGUGUGGUUUCCAUUGCCGGGUGAUAAAAUGCUGUUGCUGUGCUUGGAACGAGAGGCGGGUGGAGCAAAGAUGCUGUAAAUUGGUGGGAUUUUUAUUAUUUCGGGAACAUUGUAGCAUUGAGCAGGAUAAUAAAAUGUUUUUCUAAUCAUAACAGCCUUGAGGCAAUAAACAAACAGUACAUUUGUGCUGUGAAAUGUCCGUCGAUUCUUUGUUGAUGUGAUUUAGAGCCUGCUAAAGCAGGCUGGCGCGCUGUGCGUGCGUCCCUGGCCAGGCUCUCUGGGGACGGUGUGCCGGGGUGCUCGGCUGGGAACGCGCUGCGUGGCUCAGGGCUUCCACCUCACGGGCUUUUCUGGGCGAGAAAGCUGGUAUUUGAAGCCGGUGUGCUCUGCUUUAAUCCUCAGGGCAUCAGAUUCUGCUAGGUUAAUUUUCUAGGUACUCAGUCAGCAGCGAGAAUGAAAUCCCCCGUGUCCCCCUCUUGGAGGAGGGCUUUGUGCUUUGGGAGAAAAGUGGUCUUUUGUGAAAACCCCUCGCUCCUGCAGGUCCAAGCCAGCGAUCUCCGGGCUGCAGGAAUGUGGGAAUUGUGGUGGUGCUGGGGAGCAGGAGCUGUGCCGUGGGGGUGGGCUGUGCCACCGGACCCUCGCACCCGGCCGCUGGGGUGGCUUCGGCACCUGAGCGGAGCGGCCAGAGCCACGGCGAGCACCUUUCGCAGUGAGGGGGUGCGCAGUGAGGGGAUGCGGCGAGCAUCUUGCGCAGUGGAAGGCGAAGAGGAGAUGCUCAGGAGCUGGCAUCGUUGCAGGGAUGCUGGCUGGUGCAUGGCAUUGAGUGUGCUCAACUGUAAGGAAACGGGGCAGGACCUACGAGCGCAGCAGUGUCGGCGCGCCCUGCGGAUGCUGUGGGGGUGAGCUGAGCCGGCUGGGUGCUAAGGCGCGAGCUUAAACAUCCUCCUUGUGGUUUGCGUGCCAAGAUGUCUGCUUAAACACUCGUUCUUGCAGUCUUCUGCCUAUUUCUUCCAGUUUUACUUGGGAUGAUGUUGGCAGUGCCAAUGCAAACCACGGUGCUGUUUGUUCUGUCUGGCGAUUUUCAAAGGGAUGCAUUAUCCUGAAGUGCUCUAAAAUCCAUGUAUUUUUACUGGGAUUGGCUUCUGGUUCCUGUAGAUGCGCCUGGGUUUGUGACCUGCAGUGCAUCUUUAGCUUUAAUAAGCAAAAACCGUUCUGCUGUCGAUGUUGCUGUUCUCACCACUUGGUGGCCUGAAAGCAACUUCUUUUUCCACCCUCCCCUCCCCGAGUGCUGUAGGUGCCGCUCAGCAGCUUAAUUUCAUGCACAUAAAAGCGGGCUCUUCUCUCACCUGCAGCAGAGGUAUUUUCGCGGCCACCUGUGUUUCAGCAUGAAGCUCGGCUAACAGCAAAAUGAACUUACCGGGGGAAGUUGGCCAGGAUGUCAACCAUGGUGCUAAAGAGCCACGGAAAUCAUUUUGGUGGUGAUUUUACUUUGCUGCUGGGAUGGGAAAACGCAUACCUGGGUGGGCAGAGCGGCACUGCCUCUUCGUGCGGCGGUAACCCAGUGGUUUGAGCAGAAGUGGAUAAAAGCAGAGCGGGUGGAUGGUGAGCAGCUGCCCGCUACAUCCGUCCCGGUAGGUGGAGCGGGAUGUCAGGGGUUGGAAGGGGAAGGGAGCGAGUCCUCCGGCACCCGGCCGGUUCUGGGGCCCCUGUGCUGGCAUGUAGGGCAGGGAGAGGGGGCUGCCUGGCUCCGGGGGGGCUCUCCUGCCUGCUCCCUGCCGCACAGCGGCUUUGGACGGGCUGCUGCUAAAUGUGGUCUUUCAUGGAAAGAGUCGAAAGGAGAAAACCUUUUUUUCUGAAGCGGUUCUUUGGAUUUUCAGCAAAACAAAACGCGUGGACGUCCCGUUCCUUCCACUCCAUUCAGCGCCCGCCCCAGCCACAUAAUCACAAAGAACUUGAAAUCCCUGGGUGAGCCCAGGGGAGGAUUGCAAAACCUGUGCUCGCAAAUGGAGCAGAAGCGGGGGGAGGGUGUGGGGAGCCGUGCCAGCCUUCGCAGGAGUCCCUCCCGUCAGGCAGCAGAGCGGGGGACUUGCAGAAACAGCAGGCUUCCUGCUGGAUAUCAUCCUACCGAGGCGCGGAAAACCCAAAAAAGCCUUAAUGCCAGAUGAAGUCUUCCAGGAUUUUUAUGUAAGGUCAGUCUCCAGAGGAAGGGCAUUUAACGCUGACUUUGUGUGUUUGCUGUUAGGCUGCAGAUGGUUUAAUUUCUCAAAAGUGUUUCAUUCUAAUGGGUAACUGCCUUUCCUGACUCAGACCCUUAAAAUUUGCACGAGAUGCUUUUGUUUUUCUCUUAUUUCAGCUUUCUCCCCUCCCUUGUGACAGCACAUUGAAACAAAAGAAAAUGUAGGAAGGAGACAGGUGGCUGAGAGAAGUGAGAAGACGGUGGACUGACCGGGUAUGCAUGGCCCCUCCUCUCCGAAACAUUCCUGGAGCUUUGCUUCAGCUGUAAACUUGUGAUUCUGGAUGCCCGUUGGGUUGGACGCUUGCUAGCUGAAAGCUGAAGCGUGGUCACCAGCCUGUGCGGAGGAGAACAGGAUGCGGGUCACCAUGAGGAGGGUGUUGCUGGUGGUGGGCUCGGUGGUCGCCCUGAUGGUGACUCUGCACCUCGGCCAGCAGGUCCUGGAGUGCCAGCAGGUCCUGAGCGAGAGGAGGCACAGGCUGAUGAGACCUGAGAACGAGGAGCUGGUCAUGAUGGACUCCAAUCACGUCGAGUACCGUUACAGCAAGGAGAUGCCCCUGAUAUUCAUUGGUGGGGUCCCACGGAGCGGCACGACGCUGAUGAGGGCCAUGCUCGAUGCCCACCCUGAGGUGCGCUGUGGAGAGGAGACCCGCAUCAUCCCCCGCGUGCUGGCGAUGCGGCAGGCCUGGUCCAAAUCAGGGCGAGAGAAAAUGCGCCUGGACGAAGCCGGGGUGACGGACCAGGUUUUGGACGCCGCUAUGCAGGCCUUUAUACUGGAAGUGAUCGCCAAGCAUGGUGAGCCAGCCAGGUAUUUGUGUAACAAGGACCCCUUCACGCUGAAGUCCUCUGUCUACCUGUCCAGGCUCUUCCCCAAUUCCAAAUUCCUCCUGAUGGUUCGAGAUGGCCGGGCUUCGGUCCACUCCAUGAUCACACGCAAAGUGACAAUCGCGGGCUUCGACCUGAACAGCUACCGAGACUGCCUGACCAAGUGGAACAAAGCCAUCGAGGUGAUGUACUCCCAGUGCUUGGAGAUCGGGAGGUCCCGCUGCCUGCCCGUCUACUACGAGCAGCUGGUGCUGCACCCCGAGCAGUCCAUGCACGCCAUCAUGAAGUUCCUGGACAUCUCCUGGAGCGACACGGUGCUGCACCACGAGGAGCUGAUAGGGAAGCCUGGCGGGGUGUCGCUUUCCAAGAUAGAAAGAUCAACAGACCAGGUUAUCAAGCCGGUGAACAUGGAGGCAUUAUCUAAAUGGAUCGGGCACAUCCCGGGGGAUGUGCUGCAGGACAUGGCCCACAUCGCACCGAUGCUCGCCAGGCUUGGCUACGACCCCUACGCCAACCCACCCAACUACGGCCACCCCGACCCCUUAGUUGUCAACAACACGCACAGAAAUAUUGACUCAUGUCCCUUGAGCAGAACUGGAAGGAAGAAGCUGCAGAGCCACAGACAGCAGUUACUAAACACAGGGAGUUUCUCAUGCUUUGGGGCAGACCGGUUCCUCCCUGGCCUGAGGCUGGACUCUGCAGCCGCCCCAGCUUUGCACGUGCUCCCCGUAACGGUGCCCUUGGACCAGGUUUUAAAGGGGGAUUAUAAAACGCCAGCCAAUUUGAAAGGUCAUCUGCAGGUGACUCAGAACACAUCAUCUUCUCACUAAGAAAAUUAAUGAUUUCCAGAAUGCUGCAAAUGGCCUUUUGUUGUCCAACAAAGAAGAGUUUGCAAUGGCACCAGUGGAAAUCGGUUAUCCAAGCAUAUUGCUUGCUAAUACUAUUGCCAAAAUGACUGCUAUACGAGGAAUGUAUUUGCAUUUAUUUGCAAAGGCCCAACGUUUGACAGGCCGGAUCCCCGUCGUCCCGCCUUUUCCCGGCGCUCCGUGGUGGAAGCAUCUGCGGAAAUCCGCACUCGGCGGGGGCUCGGGUGUGCAGCAGGAAGGGAUUUUGUACGCCGCGGCCGGAGGACUCGUUAAACCGUGUUUAAAUGUCUCGUAACGCUGUUCUCUAAUUCACGGGUCAGAAAUAGCCGUCCUGACCUUGUAGAGCCUUUGUGGUGCGAGUGACCCCCGCCCCCCCAGCCCUCCCUUCACUGUGACUUACAGAGGCUAUUGCAGAGUUAAUAUAUGAGCCGACCCCUCCCCGCCUCCUUCCUUUGUUGCACAUCAUUAAAGUAUUGUUUUAAUAAAAAAACCUCCCUCUCUGCUCC